CUCCCUGCCUCAUAAGAAACCCCAUGUCACCGCUGCUUCUGGUCACACACAUUCACCCUCCAUCUCUCUGUCCAUCUCCUUCCCUCACCCCAAACACCUUCCCCCAGUCGUGUCCCCCCCCCCCCCCCACACCCUCCCAUAACCCCAUCACCAUGGCCGACCCCAGCUGGUGAGCCAGGGGAACCCAGGCGUCCCGCUCCAGUGAUUCAGUGCCCAGGGCAGCAGUGAAGAGGGCGACCACCCCAGACAGAAGGCAGCUGUAGCUAUGGGGACCCCCCAGGGCUACCAGGCAUCGUGGUGGGUCUACCUGCUGCACCAGGCACCACGCACCAAUUUCCAGUUCGAGGUGGUGAGAAACGACUUCGCCCCGCAGGACUGGUCCUACCAGCAGGCCCUCCUGUUCCUGGCUAGCACCGCUGGGCUCUGCCUGGCCAUCAGCCUGGUCCUCAUCUGCAUCUACCUGAUCCGGUUUUGCUGCUGCGACCCAGAGGAGGAUGAGCCCAAAGCGCAGAGGGUUUGCUGGGUCACCUGGAGCUGUGUAGCAGCUGUCAUCGUCUGCUGUGCAGGGAUCGGGAUCGGCUUCUAUGGGAACAGCGAAGCCAACGAUGGGGCGAACCAGGCCACGUACGCGCUGCUCAACGCCAACCACACACUACGUGCCAUCGACAUGCUGGUCUGGCAGACAGUGGGGCUGUUGUCAGCGGCUGUGCGGGGGGACCUAACACGGCUGGAGGAGAUGCUGGCUCCGCGCACUGAGCUCCUGGCUGUGGUGAGGAACACACGACGCCAGGCUGAGGCUGUGGCCCACACCCUGGGGGGUCUCCCCUUCUGGGGGGAUGCAGGGAGCAACCCCAGCCAGCUGGCCGAGUACCUCGCCUUCCUGGAAGAGUACAGAUGGCUGGCAUAUAUCCUGCUGCUGCUUCUGGACCUGGGCAUCUGCCUCUUCACCCUGCUGGGCCUGGCCAAGCAGAUCAAGUGGCUGGUGAUCGUAAUGACUGCGAUGAGUUUCCUGGUUCUCCUCCUGAGCUGGGGAUCCAUGGGGCUGGAGACGGCAGCAGCCGUGGGACUCAGUGACUUCUGUUCCGAUCCUGAUGGCUACGUCAUAAACUCAACCCAGGCCCAUACUGAACUCAACCCAGAAAUCCUGCAGUAUUACCUCAUCUGCAGCCAAGAUGUCCCCAACCCCUUCCAGCAAAGGUUGACCCUGUCUCAGCGGGCGUUGUCCAACAUCCACUCCCAGCUCUAUGGCCUGGAGAGAGAGGCUGUCCCACAAUUUCCUGGAGCCGAGAAGACCCUGCUCUCGCUCCGGGGGACGCUGAACACCACAGAGAGCAACUUCCACCACCUGGUCGCCCUCCUCAACUGCAGGGGGCUGUACAAGGACUACGUAGACAUGCUGAAGGGACUGUGCCAGGAUGGCCUGGAAGGGCUGCUCUUCCUGCUGCUCUUCUCCCUGCUCUCAGCAUUGGCCUUCACCACAGCUGUCUGCAGCUUGCCCCGGGCCUGGGCACGCUUCCAGAGCCGGGACUCGGACUACGAUGACAUGGAGGAUGACGACCCCUUCAGCCCCCAGGAGUCAAAGCGCUUUGUUCAGUGGCAGUCGUCGAUAUGAGAACAUGCCCCUCAUUGACCGGUGCUCCCCGCCCCCCUCGUACUCACCGAGCAUGCGGGCAUCCUACGCUGGUGCUGCCCAUGAAGAACCGGACAUACAGUACCGAACCGAAUUCCUGACCUAGAUCCUGACCCCUGGAUCCCACCCCUCCCCACCCCGACUAACACAUGGACUAGCUUCUGCCCCGCCAGCUCUGCUGGGCCUGACAGACCCCAAACUGACCCACUGGGGGCCAUGGGGGGGGGGGGGAGGACAAGGAGAGCCUGGGACUGCCCCUCCCCCAUUGCCAUGUCUGUCUGUCUGUUCAGCUGGCCAAGCACCUUGGGGGGGGGAGGGGUUGGAAGAGGAGGUCAGGAAAGAAUUGGGGGAGGGGGGCAGCUAAUGAAGGGAUGGAAGGAAAGAAAGGGUGAAUGGGAGAGACUGAAAGGGUGGGUGCGUGGGUGAAUGAAUGGAUGAGUGUGGAAGAGAAAGACAAAUUAAAUAUCCCUGAUGAAAAGUCAGUGAGAGAAACUGCACAGGGGAGAAGGAGUACGAGCGUGUUCAGAGGAACAAAGAAAGAAAGAUUAGAGGGAUAAACAUGACUACAUGGGAGAGGGAUAACUGGAGGAGAGCAAGUGUGGAAUAACAGAAUGGAUGAGGGGAAGAGGGAAUGAAUGAAUGAAUGGAACGGAUGGAGUGACUGAAGAAAGCAAUAGGGAAAUAAUGAGAAGAUGAAAGAAUGAAUGAUGGAAUGAAUGGGGAAAAGAUGGAAAAAAUGACAAGAAUAAAAGCCUAAGGCAACACAAGAAAAAAAGGGAUGAAUGUAAAAAUUGAGCAAAAGGAAGAAUGUGGAAGAACCAGAAAUGAAUGAGAGCAAAAGAAUGGGGAAAUGAGUGAGAGAGGGACUAAGUGGGGGAGAACAUGAAUGAGGAGAAAUGAACAAGUGGAAGAGAAUUCGCAAGCAUGAAAAAGAGUGAAUGGGAAAGAAAACCUGAAGAAGGGCUCAAAGCAGAGACAAGGAGGUGACAAGACAGAGCACAGGGCUGGGAGGGAGCUGAGCAAGACAGGCUGGGGGCCGGGCCAGGCCAGGCCUGUGGCCCUAGCAUAUUAACUGGGACCCCAAGCCCCGCAGCCAGGCAGCUGUAGCCUGCAAUGCCUACCCUGGGCUGUAGAGCAGGCAGAGGAGGGAGGAGAUUAAUGUGAGCCCAGGAGAUGCCCCCACCUGCCUGCCCGCAGUCCUAAUUAGAGCCUCGGCCACUAACGAGCACUUCCUCAACCAGAUGGAGAAAUAAAAGAGAAAUGUUCUUUUAAAUGGA
Messenger RNA from Alligator mississippiensis (American alligator), 2907 nucleotides. It is a transcript of the gene TTYH1, whose product is annotated as tweety family member 1. Bases 266 to 1612 code for a protein of 448 amino acids. The record is from RefSeq and is a predicted model, not a curated record. The transcript has 14 exons. NCBI's taxonomy places the organism in Eukaryota, Metazoa, Chordata, Crocodylia, Alligatoridae. Gene Ontology annotation, cellular component: plasma membrane; smooth endoplasmic reticulum membrane. Gene Ontology annotation, molecular function: intracellularly calcium-gated chloride channel activity; volume-sensitive chloride channel activity.